Tilletiaria anomala UBC 951 is the source of this 837-nucleotide messenger RNA. Its product is annotated as nad binding 3-hydroxyacyl-CoA dehydrogenase. Gene Ontology annotation, biological process: fatty acid beta-oxidation. The transcript is spliced from 4 exons. Gene Ontology annotation, cellular component: mitochondrion. The record is from RefSeq and is a predicted model, not a curated record. The annotation marks the transcript as partial. Lineage: Eukaryota; Fungi; Basidiomycota; Exobasidiomycetes; Georgefischeriales; Tilletiariaceae. Gene Ontology annotation, molecular function: NAD+ binding; (3S)-3-hydroxyacyl-CoA dehydrogenase (NAD+) activity.
CUCACCGCCAGCGACGGGCGAGAGCCGCCCUCGCUGUGAAGUCUGAUCACUGUCAGCGUGACUUGUCGACUACAGACGUCACCUCGUCAGUCGACGCUCGCCCGUUGAUGCCCUCUUGUCAUUAUUCUCACUCACCGGUCGCUACGAGUGACAAUCAGAAUGGCUUCGCUUGCACGCGUCGCACGGACCGUCGCUUCUACCUCGCCCUCGAGGCUCACUGCUUUGAAUACGGCAAGAGCGUUUUCUACCUCUCCCACUGUGCAAGAGGACGUUGAAAAUGUUACUGUCUUCGGCGCCGGUCUGAUGGGCGCGGGAAUUGCGCAGGUUCUCGCACACAAGGGUGGCUAUAAUGUGACGCUGUCCGAUGUAACAGACAAAGCGUUGGCAAACGGUCAAAACAUCAUCUCCAAGUCUCUUACGCGCAUCGCAAAGAAGUCCAUGGCUGACGCUUCUGCCGACGAGCAGAGUAAGUUUGUCAAGGGAGUGGUGGACAGUAUCAAGUACUCGACGGACGCAAAGGGGAGCGUGAAGGAUACAGAUCUGGUCAUUGAGGCGAUCGUUGAGAAUAUCGAUAUCAAGCGACAACUGUUCGAGCUGCUCGACAAGGAGGCACCGCAAGAGGCGCUAUUUGCCAGCAACACAUCCUCCUUGGCCAUCAAGGAUAUUGCCGCUGCGACAAAGCGGCUCGAUCGCUUUGGUGGUUUCCACGCCUUCAACCCGGUCCCGCAAAUGAAGCUCGUAGAGAUCAUCAGGACGAAUGAGACGAGUCAGGACACCUUUGAUAGUCUCAUGAGUGUCGCAAAAAAGAUGGGAAAGGUACCUGUCGCAUGUGUCGAC